Molecule: messenger RNA, 1650 nt
Organism: Chelonus insularis
Lineage: Eukaryota; Metazoa; Arthropoda; Insecta; Hymenoptera; Braconidae
Gene: Lipt1
Product: Lipoyltransferase 1
Exons: 3
Coding region: 137-1369 (410 amino acids)
Biological process (GO): protein lipoylation
Cellular component (GO): mitochondrion; cytoplasm
Molecular function (GO): lipoyltransferase activity
Source: RefSeq, a predicted model, not a curated record
UAUUGCUGUGAAAAAAUUAUAAAGACUGAUCAUUAACAUAUAAAAAUAAAAAAAAAUUACAAAAAAUUAUUAUUUUGUAAGUAAUUUUGUAUAUUAUUUUGAUAAAAGACUGAUUAAAAAAAUUCGAUUCAAGAACAUGGCUGUUGUUGGGAGAAGACUUGUUAAUGUUUUGAAAAGCAAAGGUUUACCUAAUAUAUCAAUUUGUCAAAGUCUAUCCAUGGGCACAAAUAAAAAUGAUAGCAAUGUUAAUAUUGUUGAUGAAAAUUCGAUUAGAAAAUCAGUUUUUAUAUCACAAUCGAAUGAUAUUUUUACCAAUUUGGCCCUGGAAGAUUGGUUUUAUCGCAAUUAUAGUUUUGCAAAUCACCACGUACUACUCUUAUGGAGAAACAAUCCAUGUGUGGUGAUUGGACGUCAUCAAAAUCCAUGGCUGGAAUCAAACUACCAAGCUUUAGAUGAUGAUGGUAUUGCACUAGCCAGACGCAACAGUGGUGGUGGAACAGUUUAUCAUGAUAGCGGAAAUCUUAACAUGACUUUCUUUACCCCACGUCAACAAUAUAAUAGACGCUAUAAUCUUGAGAUAAUUUCAAGAGCUUUGUAUCGAGAAUGGGGUCUAAAGACUUAUAUUAAUAAACGAGAAGAUAUAGUUGUUAAUGGUGAUUAUAAAAUAUCUGGAACAGCUGCUAAAUUGGGUCGUCCUAAUGCUUAUCAUCAUUGUACACUGCUAGUUGAUGUGAAUAAAAAGAAAUUGAGCUUAGCAUUAGAAAGAAAGGAGCAGGGAAUUGUUACUAAUGCUACUGAGUCUACAUGUUCACCCGUCAGAAAUGUAACUGACCUCAAUUCUCAUAUCCAAGUAGGUAAUCUAGUAAAUGCUAUCGGCUGGGAGUACCUUCGUACUAAGGCCCUAACAUUAGAAGAUGGAGGAAAUUAUCUCGUUCAGCAACAAAAAGGUUUUCAAAUGAUCAAUCCUACUGAAGAUUGGUUCCCAGGUCUUAAUCAACUUAGAAGUGAAUUUAAAUCAUGGCAAUGGAACUAUGGGAAAUCGCCUAAAUUCACGAUUAAUCGAUUACUUAAAGUGCCUGUAAUAACAAAAAAGACAACCACAACUGACCCAAUUGCUAACGAACACUAUCAUUUACUCAAUCUGACAAUUCAAGUGAAGAAUGGAAUAGUCGAGGAUAUAAAACUGGGCUUACCCUCGGAUUUAGUGCAAGAAACUACUAAUCCCGAAGCAAGUGUAAUAAGUAAUUUUCGAGGUACAAAGUACAAUCACAAAGUAACUGAUAAAAUCAUUUCUGCACUUGGAUGUACAUGUGUACCUGUUGAUGUUACUCAAAAUAUUAAAACUAAUAAUAUAGCAGCGACACAAUAAAUAUUUAUCGUUAUAUUAUUAUUCUUUUUCUUAAGAACAAUCUCAAAAAGUAUAAUAAUAUAUUAAUUAGUAAUGACUUAUUUUAUACAAAAUAAAUUGUAAAUACUAUUGUACAUCAAUAAUUGUAUAAAUAAUUAUUCUUGUUAAUAUUAAAAUCUGUGGUAUGUUUAGUCUCCAUUUUGUCUACGCUUUCAUCAAAGCUUUGGCAGAGUUACAUAGUCAGAUAUUACGUAACUACACAAAAAUAAAUAUAAACCAUUGAGAUGGUAAAGAACCAUUUA